UUUAAAAAUAAUUUUCUUUAAUAAGUAAUCUAAUAUUACACAGUGAAAACCCACUGAGUUGAAAAUGUGAAGCAGAUCUAGAAAACUGCCAGGGGGUAGCUCUCAAACGGUAUCUUCUUAGAUUAGGAACAUUCCCCCAAAGUCUUCCUUGCAAACCAUUAUUUUGUCUUUCAUCUUCAGGCUGUUAUAAUCUGUCUAAAAAACGAAGAAUAUGAACAAGCCAGUGAGAUCUUGAAUAAACACAUGACAAAGGACCCAAGUUCCCAGAAAAUGAGGUCAGUGUUGCAGAGCAUCAUCCGAGAAAAAAACUUCACUCAUCCAGCCAUCUGGAACUUCUCCAUUAAAGUUUUCCAGCAGAUAAUACUUCGGUAUUUAGAAAGCUGCUUGAGUGACUCUGAGCCCUUUCUCUUACAGAUGGCAAAGAAGGAUUUGGACGAUCAGAUAGGGACCAGGCUCAAUCCUUUGGAAAUGGCCAUCAAGGAGGAAAUGGUGAAAGAAACCUCAGAGUUGGCAACAGCAGAUAAACCUGAAUCUGUGGGAAGAUCUGAUGCAACUUCGGAAGAGCCCAGGCCUGAGGGAGGGCCUAGCAAUACAGUGGAAGAACAGCCAAAGUCUCUGGAGGGAGGCUGUGAGACAGUUGCAAAGGGAGCUGUUUUGGAACUUGCUAAAGUGGUUGAUGAGUGCCAGGCAGCUUCAAAGCCAGAAGAAGAAACCAGUGGAGCUGCAGAGCCUGCUGUGGUUGCUGUUGCCACUGUCUCAGCAGCAGCAAUGACUGACAGGUGCUCGCUUAAGAGGAUGGUCUCGGAUAGGUUUUCUACUCUGAGAGAAGCUUGCAAGAUCCUCUCCAAUUCCCCAGAUGCAGAUGAAGAGUUUUCAAAACUGGACAAGUUGGACAGGACUUUUCCCAAGCCAUGUUUGGCUUCUGAUUUCCAUGCAGCCAUGUGUCAAUGGGAGGAGGAGAAUCAUGCUGCCUCCAGGCCACACCCCAGUGAAUUCUCAGUGUCCAUAAGCACACUGGUUAUGGGGUCAGAGCUGGAACCCCCCCAACUUCCUACCAAGUUUAUCCAAGAGGCCUAUGGCAACUUUGGUUGUUGGGCCUGCACAGCCCCAAAUACCCACCCAGCCUGAUGAUACCUCCCAAUAUCCUAGAUCAGCUAAGAGGAGACUAAUUUGUUCAAAGCAGAAUGAAGAAAAGGAUGUCUUGAGUGAUGAGGAUGAACUCUUUCGCCUGGACUCAAAGGAAGGCAGCAGCAGCAGCAACAUAAGAAGAAGCACUUCUAGAAGAAGGACCUGGACUUCAGAGGAGUCUCAGUGGAUUAAGGAAGGUGUUAAGAAGUUUGGGGAAGGGAGGUGGAAAGCCAUUUCCCAGGUAUUCCCCUUUAAGAACCGGACUCCUGUGGCGAUCAAGGACCGAUGGCGGACGAUGAAGAAGCAGACCUCUUGUGAACUUGGGGAAUGAUGACCUGGAGGCAAGCGGCUGUGGACAUAGGGUGGGCCAGAGGUACUUUUGCAGUUUAUUGCAUUGGGCCAGCGGGCUGAUAUCUCUUAGCAUCCCUGGAGGCUUCUCCCUCCAUAUUUUUAUUAGUUUUCAGUACUGAAAAUACAGAUUCAACCAACAGAACUUGAAUAAGAGAUUACCGGUAUAUUCUAUCAACAAACAGGAUAACAUCAUCUUAUAUUCUCAGGAUAGGCAAACCUCCUUAUUUACUUAUGGAAUCAAGUUACUUCAAUUAGUAUUAAUAACAUACUGUAUAAAAUCCCACCACACUGCACCAAAAUCCAAAGGUUAUGCCUCACCUUGAGUUAAUUUAAAACUAAAUGUGAUUUAUCUCAGCCUAGUGUUAGUAGAACAGCUAUUCUGGAUCAACUCCUAUGUAUCAGCGACUGAUUCUUCUUGCCAGAUGGAUAAAUAAAGUUGACAAAUAUAAAGUGUGAGUAGGUCUCUGUAUUUCUUAAAAAAUGAGUUGCCAUUGGGUCAAGGGCUCUUAUUAUAUAGUACUUCAGUUUGUUAAUAUCUUGAUCAAUUUCUUCUGCAGAAUGUU
Messenger RNA from Lacerta agilis (Sand lizard), 2042 nucleotides. Its product is annotated as telomeric repeat-binding factor 2-like. Gene Ontology annotation, cellular component: nucleus; shelterin complex; chromosome, telomeric region. The transcript is spliced from 7 exons. The record is from RefSeq and is a predicted model, not a curated record. The coding region runs from base 244 to 1128 and encodes 294 amino acids. Gene Ontology annotation, biological process: telomeric D-loop disassembly; regulation of telomere maintenance via telomerase; protein localization to chromosome, telomeric region. Gene Ontology annotation, molecular function: telomerase activity; double-stranded telomeric DNA binding; G-rich strand telomeric DNA binding. Lineage: Eukaryota; Metazoa; Chordata; Lepidosauria; Squamata; Lacertidae.